This is a messenger RNA of Lytechinus pictus (painted urchin), 3271 nucleotides long. RefSeq names its product alpha-ketoglutarate-dependent dioxygenase alkB homolog 6-like. The transcript is spliced from 7 exons. NCBI's taxonomy places the organism in Eukaryota, Metazoa, Echinodermata, Echinoidea, Temnopleuroida, Toxopneustidae. Gene Ontology annotation, cellular component: nucleus. The record is from RefSeq and is a predicted model, not a curated record. The coding region runs from base 299 to 1036 and encodes 245 amino acids.
AAUCACGUUCAAUAAAAGGGUCGAGAAAAUGUGGAAAAGAAUAGUAAUUUAUUCAAGUAUCAAAUAAAGAUUUAAAUCAUUGAAUUAUUAGAAUUAAAGAUUCUUCCGCCAUAAGAAGGAUCCCGACGCCCGGUCCAAACGACACCCUCAAAAUAAUGAUUGCAAAAUAGUUCUUGAAAUUGACGUGAUCUGAGUGCAGGAUCGGCAGAUAAUAAAUACAACGCAACGUGAGUAGACAAGACACACACAAAAAGAAGUGGGAGCCGACGGGGAGCAGACGAAAUAUUCUAUCUUCAAAAUGGAUAUUUCAUCAGCAUCUGAAGGGGGGAUGUCACUGAACGAAUACAGAGUAAAGAAUGCUCCCAACAUGGUAUACUACAUCCCAAACUUUGUAACAGAAGAAGAAGGCAAAUAUCUAUUGAAUCAGGUCUAUACAGCCCCCAAGCCAAAAUGGACCCAACUAUCCAAUAGACGUCUUCAAAACUGGGGUGGCCUACCUCAUCCUAAAGGAAUGAUUGCAGAGGAAGUACCAAAGUGGUUGGAUGUGUAUGCUAAUAAGAUUGCAGAACUAGGUGUGUUUGGAGAUCAUAUACCAAACCAUGUCCUUGUCAAUGAAUACCAGUCCGGCCAAGGAAUCAUGCCCCAUGAAGAUGGCCCUCUCUUCUACCCAGUUGUAUCAACUAUCAGCCUUGGGUCACAUACAUUCCUAGACCUCUACAAAAAGAGGGAGAUGAACAAUGGAGAUUUACAGCAAUCAUCGGAUGAGGGGAUCCAGAACAACUUGGAUUUCAGUGAACCAUGCUUCUCUCUUCUUCUGGAGCCAUGUAGCCUCCUGAUCCUACAAGAUUCCAUGUACACCGACCACCUACACGGCAUAGCAGAGAGGACCACAGAUAUCAUCACAUCUAGUGUUGCCAAUUUGAGUGCCACUGGCUACCAAGUAGACCAGGAGAUUAAAAGGACUUGUAGGGUGUCCCUAACCAUCAGGUACUUCCCCAAGACUUUGAAAUUCAAACUUAAGUUUGGAAAGAGGUGAUAAAUUGACCAUCCCUUAGCUUAACACGUUGAAAUUGAAAUAUGACUUUGGAAUUGAAAUUUGGAAAGGGGUGAUAAACCAACCAUCCCUCGACUGAAUACUUCAUUUCGAAAUUGAAAUUGAAUUUUGAAAUUGAAACUGACGUUUGGAAAGAUGAGAUGAACCAACCAUCCCUUGAUUGAAUGCUUCAUAUUUGACGAGACUUUAUGAGGAAGACAGAUUGAACCCACAACUACUGCACCGGUAGCAAUUUCUAUGACUUAGCAGCCUUAAAAUGUGGAAUAUCCUAUCUGAAUACUAAAAGAAAACUAUAAGAGUUCUAAAUAUUGUACCUUACGUCUCUUUGCAAUUCGGUGUUUAAUUGUUAAUUUUCUUAUUAUUUGCUUAACUGUUUUAUUUUCUGAUAUAAUGCAACUUGUUUUUUAAAUUAGCCAUUCCUUUUUCAUUGAAUGUAAUUAUGUUAUCUACAUAUAUAUAUAUUUUUCUAUGUUUGGGCACAUGCUGAUCAUCACUUUACUUUUCAAAGGAUCCACACCUAAUAUAUUUCAUUAUAUCCUACAUAGAGUAAAUCCUGUAUAGUGAUUGGUUCAAGUAGCAUCAUGUGACCUAAUAUAUUUCAACUAUGAUGUUGCGUGACGUCAGACCUCGAUAUAUUUUUGGAUAUAUCGAGGUCUGACGUCAUUAUUUCGCAAAACUGGAUAUCGAGCUAAACUCUCGGGCGUACCGGCCAGCGCGCUCUCUCUCCCGGGCAAGUCCAGCGAUGCGUCGGCGCAGGUACUAAUCUGCGUUCCGCUGAGCGCGGUGGCUCAGAGAAAAGUAGGUAAUUCAACCCAAGUAACCGGACUUUGCAAGCUCAACACCUAGAUUUUUGUUGUAAAUUAUCAAAAGUAGGAUAUAAAACAAAUAUACCAGGCGUUUCAUUCGAAAGCAUAGUGGGAAUUAUUAAUCCCCGGUUGGACUGACAAAACUACUAUAUUUCCCUCGGGGCUUCGCCCCUCGGGAAAAAUAGUAAUUGCCAGACCAACCUCGGAUAAAUAAUUCCACUAUACUUUCUCAAAGCCUGAUAUAUUUGUUUAUUGUAUGUUUUGAUAACUUGAAUACAUUGUUUUUUAUGUAUGUUGUUUUUUCCUCAUGAAGGCAAAAUAAAUGAGAUUGAAGUCAAUUAAAUAAUAGGUCUGAUGAUGAUGAUGAUCAUAUGCAUUUAUACAAUUUAUAAAGACAGUCUAUCAGAAUAUUUUAUUCCAAUGUGCACUGCUAUUAUUAAUAGGCUGGCUUUAGCUCCAGCUGAUGCUGAUGCCCCAGAGUUCAUCUUUUUGAAUGAAAAUGAUAAAUCUUAAAUUAAUAAUAAUGAUAAUUCAUCUUAAAAUUUAUCUUAAACUGUUCUAAAAUAAGAUGCAGCAUUUAAAAUGUUCACUUAAUGCUUUAGAUAGAUAAAAUACUGCUUCUAUUUUUUUUCAUGGCCUUGAAGGUUAAAAUAAAAAUGGCAUUUGCUUUUGUCAGAAAUAGUAUGUGCCAAGGGUGUCAUGUGCCAAAGUUAUUAUACAGAUGACUCAGUUAUUAUAGGCAGGCUUAUAUUUGUAUGAUUCAUGCAUAUUGCUAUGGGCAGAGGAAACAACACUUGUUAAAAGGAUACACCAAUAAACUAUAUAGUAUAUACUUUUGAGAGCUUGACUGAAGAGGAAGAACAUAAUAGUUUACUAAUUAGAGAAGCCUAAUAAAGAAAGAUAUCAUAUAAAAGGCCUUGGUCCAAGUGGAUCAAGUGAUGUAAAGGUAAACUGGGUGUGAUGGCCUGAGAUUGAUAUCUUGGCCUAUUCGGACUUAUUUUAGGAUUAUCUUAGAUUAUAUGUAUGGAUCCCUAGCUGCUGGCACACAGUACUUUUACUGAAAACUUUCUUUAUGAUCUCGUCACCAAGAAAGUCUUGUAUGCAAGGCAGCUUAAUUUCAUGGAUCUAUUAAGAGGCAACUCAAAUGAAAUAUAUGUAUUUAUAUUUUCUCAUAAGUGAUUUGAACAGGGAUUUCUUGCAUCAUAGUGGUAAGAGGAAACAUGCUAGAAGUAAUUAUCCCUUUCAAUGAUAUUUAUUGCAGGAAACAAAAAUAAUCUUUUUUAUAUAUAUUGAUGAUUUUUUUAAUGCUAUUCCAUUAUUGUAGAACUUGUUUUGAAUCCUUGUGGAAAAAUUAAAAUCAUCUGUAUCAUAAUUCUUGAUUUGAUGGAAUUUUUCCUUUUUAUUAUCAAAU